Molecule: messenger RNA, 1413 nt
Organism: Sorex araneus (European shrew)
Lineage: Eukaryota; Metazoa; Chordata; Mammalia; Eulipotyphla; Soricidae
Product: tripartite motif-containing protein 75-like
Exons: 1
Coding region: 1-1413 (470 amino acids)
Molecular function (GO): zinc ion binding; protein binding
Source: RefSeq, a predicted model, not a curated record
AUGGCAGUGUCUUCCGUCCUGGCCACAGUACAGGCGGAGAUCAUCUGUCCCAUCUGCCUGGAAUACUUCAACAACCCUUUAACCAUCAACUGCGGGCACAACUUUUGUGCCUCCUGCAUCAAGUUUUCAUGGCUGUAUCAACGGGAAACGUUCCCUUGCCCCGUCUGCCGAUAUCCACAUAAAGAGAUACACUUCAGUACCAACCCCCAGCUGGGAAGGCUGGCAGACCUGGCCCAGAUCCUCCACAGCUCCAGGGGCAGUGAGACGGCAUGGGAAAAGGAGCACAGAUGUGAGGAGCACAAACAGGUGGUGAGCCUUUUCUGUGAGGAUGACCGGGAGCUGCUGUGUCCUUUGUGCGCCCAGGGCCCUGCCCACCAGGACCACCAUGUGAGGUCUGUGGCCAAGGCAGCGGCUCAUCACAGACAGAGGCUCAGAGGGUACAUCGAGCCCCUGAAGAAGCGGUUGGCAGGGCUGCAGAAGCUCCUGAUCACCCAAAACAAAAACCUCCUAGAACUAAGGGAGCAGGUAGAGAAGGAGAAACUGCAAUUAGGCGCUGAGUUUUCAGAACUGAACCUGUUUGUAGAACACGAGCAAGAGACAACAUUUUUCAAGUUGGACCAAGAAGACAAAACCGUUCAACAGAAACUCACUGCCAACUUCACUGCAAUUUCUGGAUAUAUUGACACCCUAAGUGGCCUGCUCAGUGAAGUGGCAGAGAAGACUGUAUUGUCUGAAGGGAGAAUGCUGAGGGAGGUCAAGAGCAUCCAACACAAGCAUAACACCCUGGAGUUCCCAUCUUUGUGGACUGUUCAUUGGAGGCCGGAAGGCUACAGUCUUCCUCCGCUGUGCUCACAGCUGGACAAAAUCAUCCAGAAAUUCCAAGAAGAAGUGACUCUGGAUCCCCAAAAAGCACACCCCAGUCUGCACAUGUCUGAGGACAGGAAGUCUGUGGUCUAUCUGAGGAAUAAGACAAAAACUGAUGAGGAACCAGAGCGAUACCCUGCUGAUGUAGCAGUUCUGGGCUCUGAAGGAUACAGUUCUGGCCGACAUUACUGGGAGGUGCAGGUGGGCAACAAGCCUGAAUGGGCUGUGGGGGUGUGCACAGAUGCCCCUUCCGUCAAAGGGCAGCCACCCCUGUUGGGUCAGAACAGAUCCUGGACGGUCCAGCUGCAGAAUGGCACCUACCUAGCUGGAGGCUCUGUACCUGUCCUUCUCUCUUUGAAGGACAAACCCACAGGGAUUGGCAUUUACCUGGACUAUGAGCUGGGCCAGAUUUCCUUUUAUGAUGCCAGUGACAGGUCUCACAUCCAUUCUUUACUGGAGACAUUUUCUGACGUGCUAAAGCCUUAUUUCCGUGUCGGCCAAGAUUCUACCCCUCUUAUAGUGUCUGCGAUAAGAGAUUCUACAAAAUGA